This is a messenger RNA of Phytomonas sp. EM1, 1582 nucleotides long. The record is from the annotation of a GenBank genome assembly. Lineage: Eukaryota; Euglenozoa; Kinetoplastea; Trypanosomatida; Trypanosomatidae.
AUGAUCUACGAGACUCCACAAGUUCAAGUAGGUCUUGCACUCAUCGAAAAUGAAGAGGCACUGAAGAGGUGGGCGAUGGUCACUGAAGAAGAGUGCAAGGCUCGCUAUUACGCUGCGAAGCGGAACUAUAAGCUGACAAUGGAUCGCUAUGGAUUAUACGGUGAUGCAGACACGUGCAAAAAAAAGGGCAAAUCGAUCUCAUCUCUUUUAUAUACUCCUGAGGGGUAUAUUGAAUUCGGUUCCUGCUUUAGACCCGAGGAUUCCACCGAGUCGAGUGAAUUGGAGGAGUUAAACAAGGAACUCCGAGAGCUUGCUCAGAGCCGCGGCUUCAGCAAUCGAUAUGGAAAGACGCUUCUCUCACUGAUUCAGCGCCAGCGGGAGGAAUAUAAAGAUAUCAUAACUUUGCAAAACGCUGGCUUUUGUCGGCUAGCGAAGCAAUAUUACAAUCUCACAUACGGUGUGGUGAACAACUUCAUAUUGUCGGAGGUGAAGGCGCGCAAGCAGAUUGAGGAUUUGGAGAUGGCUGAGGGUGUGGCGCUCAUGAAAAUGCUGCGGGAAUGUAUUUCUGAGUGUGAGGAGCGAAUCAUUCGGCGCACCUUCGGGGAAGGCCGUUUAAUAAAGGAAUCUGAUGAGGAGGAGGAGAGCGGUCCGCCAGUGUUGGAUAGCAUGUAUGCGGUUCCGCUCUCGCAAAGAGUGAUGGUGAUUCGUGAGGAAACGAUGUCGGAGGAAUCGAUUGCUUUUAGUAAUCUUCAAUUGGCGAUGUUAACUCAGGCCGAUCUCUUCACGAGGGAGCUAUUGUGGCGUAACGCAAUCACUGGUACUUUGCAACGGGUUCCAGGCGCAACGAUUCCCUUUCACUUUCGUGAUUCAGUCGCAUACGCCUUCAAGUCCGAGGGUCUUUGCAUUACUCUUGACGAAGAAACAGAACGUAUGAUUAUCAUUGAACAAGAGCAACAGGAGAUCGAAAUGCUAUUCAGUUUAUGCCACCCUGAGGUCGCUAUGGAAGAAUCUAAGCAGAAGAACGCUAUCGACACAGCGAAGACGGUGUAAAACGAAGGAUGCUUUGAACCUUGUAGCUUUCCCUAUGGUUCGAUUCGAUUGAUUAUGUAUGCAUUUAUGCUUAUGAUUUUAUUAUUGUUACUUGGCAUUUUUCGUAUGACAAUGCAUAUUUCAUUGUAUAUUAGUUUUCUAGUUUUAUAUUGUGAGAUAAACAGUUUAAAGGACUUUAUGUUUUUUUCUAUAGUAUUGCAUUUCUGUAUGGAUUCAUUGUUUGUUAUAAAGUGUUCAAUUACAGGUUAACCUUAGAGAGAUAUUCUUUCUCAAUUUCCAUGUUUAAUUUCAAAUUCGUACUAUAUUAAUGUUCAUUGAUGUAAUUGACACGUGUUCUAGAUGUACAAUAUGCAAUUAUGAUGUAUUUUGCGAUUAAACCAUGAAAGAAGAAGGUGGGAAUCGUCAACAUUCGUCCAAAGCGUAACUUCAAAUCGAUAUAAGGAGGAUGCUGUAUUAUAGUGAAUCUAUAGUUGUUUGGUAAAAAUAAUAGUUGCUAUUACAGCAGGUCCCAUUUGCCUUCUAUUUUCUUUCC